Molecule: messenger RNA, 2404 nt
Organism: Papaver somniferum (opium poppy)
Lineage: Eukaryota; Viridiplantae; Streptophyta; Magnoliopsida; Ranunculales; Papaveraceae
Product: putative clathrin assembly protein At1g03050
Exons: 2
Coding region: 293-2134 (613 amino acids)
Biological process (GO): vesicle budding from membrane; clathrin coat assembly; clathrin-dependent endocytosis
Cellular component (GO): clathrin-coated pit; clathrin-coated vesicle
Molecular function (GO): SNARE binding; clathrin heavy chain binding; phosphatidylinositol-4,5-bisphosphate binding
Source: RefSeq, a predicted model, not a curated record
UCUCUACCUCUCUCUAUAUAUACAGUUUGAAUUUGGUUUCCGUUGCGGUAUGCAUUAAUAAUAGUUUUAAAAACAUAUAGAAACUUGUGCUGCAUGCAUGCCCAGGCAAAAAUAAUCUAGGGGACAAAUCUUUAAUGAGGAGAUUUUCUUUGCAUCUAGCUAAUUCUUAUAUUUUGAAUUUUUGAUCGGUUCACGUUACAUGACGAUUCCAGCUUUGUAUGUUUUAUUAUCUGGAGACUAGCGUCAUCCUCAGCUGAAGGUUAUCAUUACAGUCGCGCUAUUAUAUAUCAAAAUGGCUCCUAGCAAAAUCCGCAAAGCUUUCGGGGCGGUGAAGGACCGAACAAGCAUAGGCCUAGCCAAGAUCAGCAGCAGCAAUUCUAUAUCCGACCUUGAAGUUGCAAUUGUGAAGGCGACGCGACAUGAAGAACAACCAGCAGAUGAAAAACACAUAAGAGAGAUAUUAAGCUUAACAUGUUAUUCUCGCGGGUACAUUAGCUCUUGCGUUAACACACUCUCUAGAAGACUCAACAAAACUAGGAACUGGACAGUGGCAUUAAAGACACUUAUGUUGAUACAUCGACUCUUAGCUGAAGGUGACCCGGCUUAUGAACAAGAGAUAUUCUUUGCAACCCGACGGGGAACAAGAUUGCUGAACAUGUCUGAUUUCCGUGAUAAGAGGUCCAACUCCAGCGCUUGGGAUUUUUCGUCAUUAGUACGCACAUAUGCAUUAUACCUUGAUGAGCAGCUUGAGCUUCGAAUGCAAGGCCGUAGACGUAGCAAUCCUAGCAUAUCAAUAGUUGGUGAAGAAUUUGAAGAAGUCGAAGAGGAGCCAAAUAAUAGUUGGGGUCCCCCUACUGGCACACGCACAUCUACAUCAUCUGUAACGAAAACACCAAAAACACCCGUUCGAGAAAUGAAAACAGAACAGAUUUUCACUAGAGCACAGCAUCUCCAAAAUCUAAUUGAUAGAUUUUUGGCAUGUCGUCCAACAGGAGCUGCUAGGAACAACCGAGUUGUGAUUGUCGCUCUCUAUGCAAUAGUUAAAGACAGUUUUCAGAUAUACACAGAUUUGACAGAUAUUAUUGCAAUCUUGAUUGAUCGUUUCUUGGAGUUAGAAAUCAACGAAUGUGCCAAGGUUCACGAUAUCUUCACUCGAGCUGCUAAACAAUUCGACGAGCUCGAUGCUUUCUACAGUUGGUCCAAGGCCAUAGGAAUUGCUAGAUCUUCUGAGUACCCAGAUGUUGAGAGAAUUUCACCAAAGAAACUUCAACUUAUGGAUGAGUUCAUCACAGAAAGGUCAUUAUCAACCAAGAAGGGCUACAAGGAUGAAGAUGUUCAAUAUGAAGUCCAAGAAGAACCGGAAAUAGCCGAAGAGCAAGAUUUGAACUCGAUUAAGGCACUACCACCACCUGAAGGUUUCUGCGAAACCGAGCUAGUGGUAGAAGAACAAGAACCAGAGAUAGUCAAGGAAGAAGAGUCAGUUAAGGGAGAAGAAGAACAGGACGUGGAUUUCUUAAAUUUAAGAGAUGAUAACAAUACAAACUCCGGUGAAGACCAAGAAAAUAAGUUGGCUUUAGCAUUAUUUGAUGGCGCAGGUGCAACUACAACAGCUGAACCUGCUUGGGAAGCGUUUCCAGAUGAUUCUCCUGGAGGUUGGGAGACAGCGUUGGUUGUAACAACUAGCAACUUGAAUAAUCAUACACCUAAGCUUGGUGGUGGGUUUGAUUCCCUCCUUCUAAAUGGUAUGUACCAACAGCAUGCAGCAGCAACGAUUAAUGCUGCUUCGCGCGCCACCGGGAGUGCAAGUAGUGUUGCAUUUGGAUCAACAGGGAAGCCUGGAUCGACAAUGCUGGCAUUGCCAGCUCCUCCGGUGUCGUCUUCCACCAGCAAUAACGAUACCAACAACAAGAGUACUUUUAAUGUUGUAAAUGCAGACCCAUUUGCAGCAUCGUUAGCAGUAGCACCCCCUACGUAUGUACAAAUGUCCGAGAUGGAAAAGAAGCAAAGGUUAUUAAUGGAGGAACAACUCAUGUGGCAACAUUAUGCCAGAGACGGAAUGCAAGGGCAUAUUGCGCUGAAAAAAUCGUGUCAGACAAACCCUUACGGAAUGGGAGGUUAUGCCCAGAGCUAUUGAAACUUAGUCAUAACUUUUUGAUUAUUGUUCUCGUAUCAAGUAUGCUUCCAAUGUGUGUGCAGGGUGUUGGAAAGUAAUCUAAUUAGUUUGUAUGAAAUGAUGGAAAUUUUAGUUGAGUGAUGCUAAGUUAAAUUUCUGAAUCUCGCAAUCUAAGUUUUGUUAGUAACUGCAAUUUGAAGAUGUCAAAGAUGAAUUUGAAUCGGUGAAACGGAUCCUUUUUUAGGAACGGUGAUCUGAAAAGGUGGUUAUGAAAUUGCUAAAUCUUUAUGA